This is a messenger RNA of Protopolystoma xenopodis, 309 nucleotides long. NCBI's taxonomy places the organism in Eukaryota, Metazoa, Platyhelminthes, Monogenea, Polystomatidea, Polystomatidae. The record is from the annotation of a GenBank genome assembly.
CAAAUUACUCGGAGCCUUCGUGAGACCUUGAUCAGCCUUGUCUUUCGCUGUCAGCCUCCGUCGCCUGGUCUACCUCCGAACUCCCAGCAUGUUACUCUCCGACUUCCUCUUCGUAUCACGGUGGGCCAUUUGCGAGGCAUGCUGCGUAAAAUUUUACGGUUGCCAUCGAAGUCCGAACUUCGCAUAGUAGUAGAAGAUGAUCGUUCCCGGGCCUCGGGCAUCUGCCUCGAGCUAGAGGCUGACACUCGGGAACUGGGUUUCUACGACCUGGAUGAGAAUACCGAAGUCACGGUGCAUUGGACGGAAUAG